ACUUUGCAACCUAGGAAACAAUGGCCAUGGUUCAGAUCCAAAGUCUAAGUACUUCUGGUGCAGCACUAAAAUUGCCUUGUGCAGUCUUGGCCCUGCCCUGGUCCUAGAAAGCCUGCACGCAGUAGUUAGUGUGGUCUCCGGGGCGGUCUUCCAUACAGCUUCUCUCCAGGAUGGCAGAACAAGAUGAAGAGACUUCAGUGGAGUCCCCGUGUCCUCAAACACCCGCCGUGGAGACAAAAGGGCGCUGUGCGUGUUCACCGAUGUCUGUUUCUGUGGAGCCAGUACUUUUCCUAUCUAUGUUUGCCAUAAGUUUACAAGGCCCCCUCACGACGCAAUAUUUGUGGGAAAGACUGAGCGAGGAUGUCGGGUACAACGGCACCCGGGAGCAGGGCUGUAUGAACGGCUCACAGGAUGCAUUACAGCAGGAGGUGCAAACAUUGACAUCUCACUGGAAUCUUUACAUCAAUGUAGGAGGAAUAAUAGCUAGUCUUUUCUCUGUUACCCUUCUGGGACCCUGGAGUGACCAUGUUGGACGUCGACCAUUGUUAAUUUUUCCAUCAAUUGGCCUGACUCUACAAACUGUUGUUUAUCUUAUCGUGAUGUACAAGAAGUUCCACGUUGGCUAUUUUCUCAUUGGUCGAAUUCUGAGUGGUCUUUUAGGAGAUUUUAAUGCUAUCCUUGCAAGCUGCUUUUCAUACAUUGCAGACAUCAGUGACAAAAGGUCCAGGACUUUCCGUGUGGCAAUUUUAGAGUCCUGCCUUGGUGUAGCUGGUAUGUUAGCCAACAUUAUUGGUGGACAAUGGCGCAAAACUCAAGGCUACCUUAAUCCAUUUUGGUUGGCAUUUGCAGUAAACAUUGCUGCUAUUUUUUACUCAGUUUUCUGUGUCAAAGAAUCGGUGGUGUCAGCUAGAACUGCUAAGCUUUUUACAACUGAACAUUAUCGAUCAUUGUUCAGGCUGUAUAGCACGCCUGGGGAAGAUGGGCGUAGAAUGAAAUUGUGGCUUCUUUCCUUGUGUUUUUUUGUUGUUGUUACUGCCCAUUUUGGAAUGAAGGAUGUUGUUGUAAUUUAUGAACUGGCCUCACCAUUGUGCUGGACUUCAGAGUUGAUUGGCUAUGGUUCAGCAAUGGAACACCUUUCUUAUCUGAGCAGUUUAUUGGGACUGCGGGGUCUCCAAAUGUGCCUGGAAGAUACAUGGGUUGCAGAGAUUGGCCUUCUGUCCAGUAUCGUGGGAUUGGUGGUAUUUUCUUUUGCUACUACAACUGCUCUGAUGUUCACAGGCUAUGGCUUACGGUUCCUCUCUAUGGCAACAACACCGGUUAUACGAUCAAAGUUGUCAAAGCAGGUAGAUGCAACAGAGCAAGGUAAGUGGGUUUUGUUUCAUUCCAAUUCUCUUUAA
This is a messenger RNA of Protopterus annectens (West African lungfish), 1397 nucleotides long. RefSeq names its product solute carrier family 46 member 1 (gene SLC46A1). Gene Ontology annotation, biological process: transmembrane transport. Gene Ontology annotation, molecular function: transmembrane transporter activity. The record is from RefSeq and is a predicted model, not a curated record. Gene Ontology annotation, cellular component: plasma membrane. The transcript is spliced from 3 exons. The coding region runs from base 171 to 1397 and encodes 408 amino acids. NCBI's taxonomy places the organism in Eukaryota, Metazoa, Chordata, Ceratodontiformes, Protopteridae.